AUGUUUAAAUCUUUGUUUAAUUCUUGGAUUACUCAAGCCAGCUGUCAAGAGGGGGCUGGUUAUUUAAAACGGGCGGACACCGAGCGACUACAUGAAAUCUUCUUAAAGUACGCCACCGUCGAAAAGAACGGUGAAAAGUGCAUCACUAGUGAGGAUUUUGUUAGAAAAUAUUUAGGAUUAUUCGAUGAAGAUGACUACAACAAGGAGUCAGUCAAGCUCAUCGCGGGCAUUGUGGACAUGGACAAAGACGGGUACAUCUCGUUCUCCGAGUUCCAAGCCUUCGAGGGUUUGCUCUGCGUGCCGGACGCACUAUAUAAGACCGCCUUCCAACUAUUCGACACUAAUGGCAAUGGACUCGUCGCUUUCGACGAGUUUGCGGAAGUCAUGCGGAAGACAGUCCUCCACAAGAAGUUGCCUUUCAACAUGGAGAGCACGUUCGUGCGUCUCUACUUCGGCAAGGAUAAGAAGCGUCUAGUGACGUAUCCGGAGUUCAGCCAGUUCCUGCACGACUUCCACGAGGAGUACGGAGUGGAGGCGUUCAAAAAAUGUGACAAAGACGGCACCGGAUUCAUAACCGUUAGCGACUUCAGGGAUAUUAUGCUGAGUGUUAAGAACCACCUGCUGACCAAGGACUUGAUGACCAAAGUUCUCAAUGCAUCGGGCUUCCCACAAGGUGAGAGAAAGAUAAGCUUCCCAUACUACAUGGCCUUCAAUUCGCUCUUGAACAAUAUGGAGCUUAUAAAGCGGGUAUAUUUGAACGCGACCAAUGGACACCGAACGCAGGAAGUCACCAAAGAGGAGUUCCUGCAUUCAGCACAAAUGAUGAGCCAAAUAACUCCACUCGAAGUGGACAUACUGUUCACACUGUGCGACAUGAUACAUCACACUAAUGGCCGUAUCGUCUACAAUGAUCUCAAUUCAAUAACGCCGGAGCAGUACUUCAAGCAAGUUACACGCAGGAUCGCCGAAAUCAAAGCGGUCUCGAGUCCAGAAGAGCGAAGCGUCCUCAUACAAAUUCUGGAGAGCACGUACAGAUUCACGCUUGGUUCCAUCGCUGGUGCCGUCGGUGCAUCAGCAGUGUAUCCUAUAGACUUGGUGAAGACACGUAUGCAGAACCAACGCACGGGCUCGUUCAUUGGCGAGGUGGCGUACAGGAACUCAUGGGACUGCUUCAAGAAGGUCAUCAGGCACGAGGGUAUCUUCGGCCUCUACAGGGGUCUAGUGCCACAACUGAUCGGUGUCGCGCCGGAGAAAGCCAUUAAGCUCACGGUAAAUGACCUCGUCCGCGACAAAAUGAUGGAUAAAAAGGGCAAUAUUCCACUAUAUGCCGAAAUUAUUGCCGGAGGUUGUGCCGGUGGUUCCCAAGUGGUGUUCACAAAUCCCUUGGAGAUAGUGAAGAUUCGUCUGCAAGUCGCCGGUGAGAUUGCGGGCGGGGGCAAAGUCCGGGCCUGGUCAGUGGUCAAGGACCUGGGUCUCUUCGGUCUGUACAAAGGGGCUAAAGCUUGUCUAUUGCGGGAUGUGCCCUUCAGUGCCAUAUACUUCCCGGCAUAUGCUCAUGUUAAGGCUAAAUUUGCCGAUGAGAACGGAUACAACCAUCCUUUGACCUUGCUAGCGGCUGGUGCGAUCGCUGGUAUCCCAGCGGCUUCCCUCGUCACGCCGGCCGAUGUGAUAAAGACGCGUUUGCAGGUGGUAGCUAGAUCAGGCCAAACGACUUACAAUGGCGUUAUAGACGCAACUAGGAAAAUUUACGCAGAAGAAGGUGCUAGAGCUUUCUGGAAGGGAGCUAUAGCCCGUGUGUUCCGUUCCUCGCCGCAAUUCGGUGUGACGCUCGUGACAUAUGAAAUUCUUCAGCGUCUAUUCUACGUUGAUUUUGGAGGAUCACGUCCAACGGGAUCAGAGCUGCACGUAGCUACUCCAAUAGAGGAGACGAAGAAGAAGGCAGACCACAUCGGUGGCUACCAGGUCGCAAUACCAGUACUCACUGGACUGGAGACCAAGUUUGGUAUCUCCUUACCUAGGUUCUCCAUACCAAAACCACAAUAA
Parnassius mnemosyne (clouded apollo) is the source of this 2043-nucleotide messenger RNA. The record is from the annotation of a GenBank genome assembly. NCBI's taxonomy places the organism in Eukaryota, Metazoa, Arthropoda, Insecta, Lepidoptera, Papilionidae.